AAGCAAUCAUUUAAACAAGCCCAAAAAAAUAAUAGAAAGCGUCAAUAAAGAUGAUCAAUAACAACGAUACAUUCAUUUCAGAUGAAGAAGAAGAAUUAUGUCCAUUAUGUGUGGAGGAAAUGGAUAUAUCUGACAAGAAUUUCAAACCUUGUCCUUGUGGAUAUCAAGUUUGUCAGUUUUGUUAUAAUAACAUUCGUCAAAAUCCAGAAUUAAAUGGAAGAUGUCCAGCUUGUCGUAGACCUUAUGAUGAUGAAUCUGUUGAAUACAAGAUUGUUUCACAAGAAGAAUGGAAAUAUGAACAAAGUAAACAAUCAAGAAAAGAUCGCGAAAGAAAACAAAAGGAAAAAGAAAAGAAGGAGAAUGAACAAGCUAGUAGAAAACAUCUGGCUGGUAUGAGAGUUAUACAAAAAAACUUGGUUUAUGUUGUGGGUCUGAAUCCACCAGUUCCUCCAGAAGAAUUACACACCAUUCUAAGAUCAGAUAAGUAUUUUGGUCAAUACGGUAAGAUUUUGAAAAUUGUUAUCAAUAAAAGAAAUCCCCCACCAAAUGCACCUGCUGCUAUUCAUCAUCACCAUAAUAAUGGGAAUGCUGGAUUCGGAGUCUAUGUUACGUUUUCUAAAAAAGAGGAAGCUACAAGAUGUAUCAAUGCUAUUGAUGGAACUUAUAUUGAUGGCAGACCUUUGAAGGCUGCUUAUGGUACUACAAAGUAUUGUUCUUCAUAUCUGAGAGGUCAACCUUGUCCAAAUCCAAAUUGUAUGUUUUUACAUGAACCUGGUGAAGAAGCUGAUUCUUAUACAAGACAAGAUUUAUCAACAAGACAAGGUUUAAAGAUGGGUGCAGAUCAAGGUUUGCCUUCAUCUUCACAAACUUCUUUACCGUUACAACAACAAGGAUCAUCUUCUAAUAUUUCAAAUGGCGUUGGUUAUAAAUCAAAUUCUUCAUUCACUACAAGACAUUCCAAUAAUUCCCAAUUUUUCAACCACCAUCACCAAAAGGAACAAGAAGACGUGUCAUCUACAUCAUCACAUCAUCAACCAAUUUUGGGAAGUGCACCAUUACCUGCCACUGCAUCAUGGGCUAGCAAUAUCCCUCAAAAGACUUCAAAUGUUUCUUCACCUGUGAUUACUUCAAGUGUAUUGGCAAAUUCUUCAGCAUUCCCAACUUUAGCAGAAUCAACUACUUUACAACAACAACAACAUCAACAACAACAACACCAGGCUAGAAAGCAAAAGAAUCAAAGUGCUAAUAUCAAUGAUGAGUUUAAUUGCGAAUCUUCAGCUAUUUCAUUUAUUGAUGAAACUAUAAACUUGUUGAAUUCAUUCCCAAAAUUCGAGUAUCAAAUCAAAUCUAAUCUCGUUGAUGAAGAAACAUUGAACAGUUUCCCACCUCUUUUUGCAUUUGCUAAUAUUAAAGUUAACAACACUUCAAGUUCAUUCAAUAUCAAACUUGUUGAAUCUUUGAUUUCAAAGCCAAAAGUUUUAUCACCAGAAGAACAACAAGCUAUAUUACAACAACAAAUUCAACCACAACCUAUUUUACAACAACCUCAAGCACAAAUUCCGCAACAAUUAACACCAUCACAACAACCACAACAACUUAAUGAUCUUGCUCAAGUUUACGCUCAACAACAACAACAACAGCAACAAAAUCAACCACAACAGCAAUUUUUCUCACCACAAGCCACUGCAGCAUUAUUACAACAACAAUUCCAAGCUACACCACCACCACCUGGAUUAUUCCAACAAUCCAAUUCAAAUUCAAAUCCUACCCCAGUUUCUGCAAAUGAAUCACAUGUUGGAGGUACUGCCUCUGAAUUAUUAAAUCAUUUGAUGAAUGGUAAAAAAAUCAGUACUUGA
Messenger RNA from Hansenula anomala, 1856 nucleotides. RefSeq names its product CCR4-NOT core ubiquitin-protein ligase subunit MOT2 (gene MOT2). The transcript is spliced from 3 exons. NCBI's taxonomy places the organism in Eukaryota, Fungi, Ascomycota, Saccharomycetes, Phaffomycetales, Wickerhamomycetaceae. Gene Ontology annotation, cellular component: CCR4-NOT complex. The record is from RefSeq and is a predicted model, not a curated record. Gene Ontology annotation, biological process: protein ubiquitination. Bases 51 to 1856 code for a protein of 601 amino acids. Gene Ontology annotation, molecular function: RNA binding; ubiquitin-protein transferase activity; metal ion binding.